ACACAUCAUCAUCAUCAUCGUCUGAAACGGUUCUUCAUCCGUACUGAUGGGCGUUUCUCUUUCGCCCAAUUCCAAACAAACUUUCUGUUUCUGUAUCUGAAUUUCCAUAUUCUAUAUCAUCAUAAUCAUGGACUCAAAACCCUAAUUGAGCCGUGAUUCAAUUCAAUAUGGCGGCCAUUGUAACAGGAGAUCGGUACCUUGAGAAGCUCGUUAAGUUCGUCGAACAAGAGGCGGGUCCUCUCAUAGAAGGAGCCUUGGUCUUGAAGCUAAAUCCCUCCGGCCUUCACUACGUCCAAUCCAGGCUCGAGUCGCUUCAUGAGUUAGAGAGUCUCCUCCUCGGAGCCCCCGUUGAUUACCUCCGAGCCUAUGUUUCCGACCUCGGCGAUCACCGCGCCCUCGAGCAACUCCGGAGGAUCCUUCGCCUCCUCACCUCUCUCAAGGUGGUUUCUGUUUUGCCACCUCCCUUUAGGGAUCCCACUCCCUUGUCUUUCUUACCUUUUGGUAGGUUGAAGGUUCUUGAACUCAGGGGUUGCGACCUCUCAACUUCCGCUGCCAAAGGCUUGCUAGAGCUAAGGCAUACUCUCGAGAAGAUUAUUUGUCACAAUUCUACCGAUGCUCUGCGGCAUGUAUUUGCUAGCAGGAUAACGGAGAUAAAGGAUUCUCCCCAAUGGAACCGCUUAUCCUUUGUAUCUUGUGCAUGCAAUGGCUUGGUUCUCAUGGAUGAGUCUUUGCACCUUCUCCCUUCUGUCGAAACGCUUGAUCUUAGCAGGAACAAGUUUGCAAAAGUUGAUAAUCUGAAUCACUGUACCAAAUUGAAGCAUUUGGACCUCGGUUUCAAUCACCUCAGAACAUUUGCUCCCUUCACCCAGGUUUCUUGUCACAUUGUUAAACUUGUUUUGAGGAACAAUGCUCUAACUACUUUGCGAGGAAUUGAGAAUUUGAAGUCACUCGAAGGACUUGAUGUUUCCUACAAUAUUAUUUCCAAUUUUUCAGAGCUAGAGUUCCUUGUGGGACUUCUAUAUCUUACAAGCUUGUGGUUAGAAGGAAAUCCUUUAUGUUGUGCUCGAUGGUAUAGGGCACAAGUAUUCAGUUUCUUUGCCUACCCAGAAAAGCUGAAGUUAGAUGACAAGGAAAUUAACGCUACAGAUUUUUGGAAGCGACAAAUAAUUAUUGCCAGUAUGCAUAAGCAACCUGCCAGUUUUGGGAUUUAUGUACCUGCCAAGGAUGAGGCUAUAGUGGAAGGUGGCAAUAAUAGAAGGAGAAAGGUCUGUCGUGUUGCCAGCAUUGAGAGUGAAGAAGAGAUCACUAGUAUAUGUUCUGAUCAGGAGUCUCAGUCAUGCGUGAAUGAAAUUCAAAAUAACGAGGGUCCUGAUUUAUUUGAUGAUGAAACUGAAAUAGCAGAUUUGAUAAAUAAAGUUGAACAUAUGAAGAAAGAGCGUUCUAUUCUUUGGUUGCGGGAAUUUAGAGACUGGAUGGGUAUUUCUUCUGACAAAUCGGUAGAAACUUGGAAAAACGGAAGAGGUACGUCACAUCAUCAGAAAGAAAAUUUCUUCAGAAACAACACAAAUCAGGAUCAACAUGGUGAAUUCUCAAGAUGCGCAUCAGACUCUGUUCUAGCUUCAGGAGAUGAAAGUAGCAUGAAUAUUUUAGAAUCUGAUAGUUCUUUUGCGGAUAUGUCUGCUUGGUUUCAUAGACAGCAAUACUUUGACUACAGAGGAUCUCUAGGUAAUGCUAGUGGGGCCUCUCUUUCUGACUCAGGGGGAGUGGAUUUGGAUCGUUUCAAAUCUUUUUCACUUCAGGGAAUUAAUAGUUCCCUUUCACAAUCUAAAAAUUAUCAUUCUGACACGAUUGCCACUCAAGAAGCACAUCGAAUGACUGAAAAUGUCAACAUCUCUCCAUUGACCACCAUUAAUGAUAUAAAUGGGUCUCAGUCAUCAUCUAUGUGUCCUACAUCUCCUCCUCACUUUCAAGAAGACCUUCUUCAUCGCCGCCAUAACUUGGUGGAGGAGAUUUUGCAGCUAUCAGCUGAUUCCUUUUCAGUGGCAUCUUCUAAUAGUAACACAAGCUGCAGUGAAGUUGAUUGCAGUGAGUUUGAACCAUCAGUUCCCGUAGUUGAUAGUCCCUCAUGCAAAAAUGUGAGUGUUGAUGGACUUAUAUCUCCAAACCAACAUGAGGAAAAGAUUUGCAGCCCAAGACAAGGAAAUAUUCAUGCAGGACAAAAUGGAAUUCACUCAUUUGGUUCAUCCAGUGACCAAACUUUUAAGCAGCGUUCAAUUGAUUUUGCUGCUGGUGCUGGUGACGGUGAAAGUGCACCAUCUGCUAGCCAACAAACUGAUUUGUUCGGGAAAAAGAAAAUCAGAAAAAAAGCCAAGAAGAGAGUUAUUUCAAUCGUAGAAGAGAAUAUAGACACCAAUGAGUGUGCUCAUGAACAAGAGCAGAUAAACCAAGGGCAGAUUUCUGCAAAUUUAAGGCAAGAAUCAGGUGUUGAGGAUUUCACUGAAUUUUGUUGGCGAAAUUGCUCCACCCAAGAGAAUAAUGAUUUUAUCGUGACAUAUUUCAAUACAAAUAUUGCUGAUUCUGAAGCCAAUGAAGUGUGUAGUCAUUGCAUACGUUGUAAUUGCAUCCUUCAAAUGGAGACAAACUAUAAAGAAAGGGAAGUUGCAGUACUGCGGAGCAGCCAUAAGAAGCUCUAUGUGCUGCUAAUCAAUGUUGCUUCUGAUGGAUCAGGCGCAGUAUUGAGUGUAUUCAGUUGCCAUAAGAUGGAAGAAGUUCGGGAGGUGCUUGUUGGAAUGGGACUUCAGUUGUUAAGGGUAAAUUUUGAAGAUGGGGAUACGUACCUUUUUGUAACAAGAAGCAUUGAAAUGUCAAGAGAGUUACUAUGUACCUUACUCGUGUUUGAUUCAUGUAGAGGAAAUGCUAGAUGCUCAAUAAGAAGUUUGGAGCAGGUCCAGGUUGAGUUGUUUGGCAACCAAAUAUGUGGUGGUUCAAAUGUCAGCAUAUAUCAGUAUGCAAUGGUGCUCCUCUGUUGUAACCAUGGCAAUGAAGAAUCAUGGCUCUCAAGAUCACUGUUUGUGAUAGGAGGUUAUGUGCUUUUAUGCAUUGAAGAUGUCCAGCAACUGUAUUCAUUUUCAUCAGAUGCCUCUGUGUCUCCAUAUUACAGAAUCGAUUCAUGUUGCUCCAUUGCUGACAUUACUGAGAUGGUGAUUGGGGUUGGUGACAACUGCUGUGUUACUUUAGGUCUGAAAUGUUCACUGACAGAAUUUUAUCCCUCUAGCCGAUUGAACCUUGUAACUGUCAAUCAUGGAAACACGGCGCUGGGCUCUCUGAAAUUGAAGCUUCGGUGGUUCUCUAAAGAUAACCUUUUGAAGUUUGUGUCUUUGCUGAAGGCAUUCCAUGCAGAAAAAGUGGCGUCACAUUUGGUAGUAAGAUGUACAUCGUAAAUCUUUUUUGCUGUUGGUUCAUAUUCAUUUCAUUCAUUUGAUUUUAGUUUUCGUUUUCUUUUUAUUUAUUUAUUUGGUGUUCUGGUUCAGUGUGUUGAGUUUGAUAGCUUUCUUCCUUAAUUCUUUAUAUCGACGUAGUGAUUGUAUAGAACUGUACAGUGUUAUAUUAGUGAACAAUUAUUUCUAUUGUUUUGUAAUAGCUUUACCAUA
Messenger RNA from Trifolium pratense (red clover), 3650 nucleotides. RefSeq lists its product as uncharacterized. Gene Ontology annotation, cellular component: cytoplasm. Gene Ontology annotation, molecular function: protein binding. Bases 168 to 3440 code for a protein of 1090 amino acids. The transcript has 11 exons. Lineage: Eukaryota; Viridiplantae; Streptophyta; Magnoliopsida; Fabales; Fabaceae. The record is from RefSeq and is a predicted model, not a curated record.